Molecule: messenger RNA, 738 nt
Organism: Funneliformis caledonium
Lineage: Eukaryota; Fungi; Glomeromycota; Glomeromycetes; Glomerales; Glomeraceae
Source: the annotation of a GenBank genome assembly
AUGGCUGUUCGUGCACAAUUUGAAAAUAGUAAUGAUAUUGGAGUUUUCACUCGUUUGACCAAUUCUUAUUGCUUGGUCGCGAUCGGAGGUUCUGAAAACUUUUAUAGUGUAUUCGAAGGUGAAUUGGGCGAUGUAAUUCCUGUAAUUCAUGCUUCGAUUGCUGGUACUCGGAUCGUUGGACGGUUAACAGUCGGCAAUCGUAAAGGAUUAUUAGUCCCAAAUACCACGACCGAUCAAGAACUUCAACAUUUACGUAACUCUUUGCCGGAUUCCGUGCAAAUUCAACGUAUCGAAGAACGCCUUUCUGCAUUGGGUAAUGUAAUUGCGUGUAAUGAUUAUGUGGCCUUAGUGCAUCCCGAUAUUGAUCGAGAAACUCAAGAGAUUAUUCGUGAUGUGUUGGGAGUUGAAGUUUUCACCCAGACUAUCGCCGGAAAUGUUCUUGUGGGAAGUUAUUGCGCAAUAAAUAAUCAAGGUGGAUUGGUUCAUCCGCGUACGUCUGUUCAAGAUCAGGAUGAAUUAUCUUCAUUAUUACAAGUUCCCCUCGUGGCGGGAACAAUAAAUCGUGGGUCUGAUGUGAUUGGAGCAGGUAUUGUAGUAAACGACUGGUGUGCAUUUGCCGGAUUGGAUAGUACCUCAACAGAGAUAUCAGUAGUAGAAAACAUUUUCAAGUUGCAUGAUGCACAACCGACUGCUAUAGUCAAAGAAAUGAGAGAUUCAUUGGUUGACACUUACAGUUAG